GCUCAACCUCCACAGGAAGAGCCGCAACAUCUGCUACUAGAGAAGCAGUCUGCAGAAGUAGAGGCACUCAGCGAAGCGGGCUCAGCAGCCGAACAAGAAGAGUACCUUGCUGAAGAAGCACACGCACUACAAGAGGCACGACAAGAGUACGAGGAAGAACAACUUUCCCAUGGAGGACAGCCUCCGGUAGUUCCGGCUGAACAGCAACAUCAACAAGAGGACGAUGGCUGGGGGUCAUCCAAUAUUAGAAAGACCGCUGUUGUAAAGAGUAAG
Amoebophrya sp. A25 is the source of this 273-nucleotide messenger RNA. NCBI's taxonomy places the organism in Eukaryota, Dinophyceae, Syndiniales, Amoebophryaceae. The record is from the annotation of a GenBank genome assembly.